Molecule: messenger RNA, 1697 nt
Organism: Solanum tuberosum (potato)
Lineage: Eukaryota; Viridiplantae; Streptophyta; Magnoliopsida; Solanales; Solanaceae
Product: extensin-2-like
Exons: 2
Coding region: 202-1683 (493 amino acids)
Source: RefSeq, a predicted model, not a curated record
CUUUGUACUAAUAAAAGUCUUUAUUUGGACCUUGCUCUCAGCUUAGUGGGCAAGUGGGCAAUUAAGAAGCUAUUAUUACAUUAAUGUUGAGAAGGGUGUCAUAUUUUUCUCUAUAAAAACCAGAGCUCCCUACGCAACUAUGCAACAUAAGUCUUAGUUCUAUCCUUUCCUUCUCUAAGUAUAUAGUGGUUUUAGUUCAAAAUGAAAAGCUUAGGGAAGUUGGGACAAUGGUUUUUUCUAACAGUUGCUUUGGCAAUUUGCUUAGUAGCCAGCACAGUUGUUGCUGAUUACUCUUAUGAGUAUACUUCUCCUUCACCUUCUCACAACUCUAACAAGUACUACAAAUCACCAUCUCCAUCCAACUAUCAUGUUCCCACUCCUUAUUACAAGAAGCCUUAUCCAUCACACUACUACUACAAAUCACCAGCACCUUCAAAGCACAUUUAUUACAAAUCGCCGUCACCAGCAAAAUAUUACAAGUCACAUGUUCCUUCAAAGCAUUACUACUACAAGGCACCCAUUGUAACCAAGUAUUACAAGUCACAUGUUCCUUCAAAGCAUUACUACUACAAGGCACCCAUUGUAACCAAGUAUUACAAGUCACAUGUUCCUUCAAAGCAUUACUACUACAAGGCACCCAUUGUAACCAAGUAUUACAAGUCACAUGUUCCUUCAAAGCAUUACUACUACAAGGCACCCAUUGUAACCAAGUAUUACAAGUCACAUGUUCCUUCAAAGCACUACUACAAGUCACCGGUUGCAACAAAGUAUUACUACAAGUUCCCAACUCCUUCAAAGCAUUAUUACAAAUCACCCGCUCCUUCUAAGUAUUACUACAAGUCACCAACUCCUUCAAAGAACUACUACAAGUCCCCAUCGCCCGCAAAGUAUUAUAAGUCCCCCUCGCCAGCAAAGUACUACAAGUCACCUACUCCAUCAACACACUAUUACUACAAGUCCCCAUCCCCAACAAAAUAUUACAAAUCGCCCGCUCCAUCUAAAUACUACAAAUCGCCUUCACCAACAAAAUAUUACAAGUCACCAGUUUACUACAACUCUCCUCCACCACCACCAACUUACUACGAGAAAUCACCUUCAUACUACAAGUCACCUCCACCUCCACCAAAAUACUAUGAGCAAUCCCCUAAGUACUACAAGUCACCUCCACCCCCACCAAAAUACUAUGAGCAAUCCCCUAAGUACUACAAGUCACCUCCACCCCCACCAAAGUACUAUGAAGAAUCACCAUCAGCAUACAAAUCUCCACCACCUCCACCAAAAUACUACGAGCAACCACCAACUUAUUACAAUUCUCCACCUCCACCAUACUACGAAGAAUCUACACCUUCCUAUAAAUCUCCUCCACCUCCUCCAUACUACGAGCAACCACCAACUUAUUACAAUUCUCCACCUCCACCAUACUACGAAGAAUCUACACCUUCCUAUAAAUCUCCUCCACCUCCUCCAAAAUCCUAUGAACAAUCACCUUCGACCUACAACUCACCACCUCCUCCAAAGACCUAUGAACAAUCACCUACAUACUACUCGCCUCCACCACCACCGUACUACAAAGAAACACCAACCUAUGCCUCACCACCACCACCUGAGAAGUACGAGGAACCUAUCACCUAUGCUUCACCUCCACCACCAUCACCAUCUCCCCCACCACCAACCUACUACUAGUAGUCAAAUCCAUU